This is a messenger RNA of Rhinolophus ferrumequinum (greater horseshoe bat), 4262 nucleotides long. RefSeq names its product transmembrane protein 255A (gene TMEM255A). Lineage: Eukaryota; Metazoa; Chordata; Mammalia; Chiroptera; Rhinolophidae. The transcript is spliced from 10 exons. The coding region runs from base 209 to 1258 and encodes 349 amino acids. The record is from RefSeq and is a predicted model, not a curated record.
AAUGCUGCUGUCACCCAGAGCAGAGGGAGGAAGAAGAGAAAGGAGGGGGAGGCGGCAUUUGGGCUGCAGCUCGCAACCAGAGGCAGUCUCUCUUAGCUUUGCGAGAGACCGGAAGCGGCAGCUGCGGUGUAAGAUGCUCUGCCGGGCGCCCUGAGUCCGGGGCGCGUGAAGCAGCUUCAGUGGCCAGGGCAACAGGGCAGCUUUCACCAUGCAUCAGUCUCUGACUCAGCAGCGGUCCAGCGACAUGUCUCUGCCGGAUUCUAUGGGAGCCUUCAGUCGAAGGAAACGAAACUCCAUCUAUGUCACCGUGACUUUGCUUAUUGUGUCCAUGUUAAUUCUCACGGUGGGCCUUGCUGCAACCACCAGGACCCAAAAUGUGACUGUUGGAGGUUAUUAUCCAGGAGUUAUUCUUGGCUUUGGAUCAUUUCUUGGAAUCAUUGGAUCCAAUCUUGUUGAGAACAAACGGCAGAUGCUGGUGGCUUCUAUCGUCUUUAUCAGCUUUGGUGUGAUUGCAGCCUUUUGUUGUGCCAUAGUUGACGGGGUCUUCGCUGCCAGACACAUUGAUCUGAAACCACUCUACGCUAACCGGUGCCACUAUGUUCCCAAGACAUCACAGAAGGAAGCUGAGGAGGUCAUAAGUUCCUCAACCCAAAAUUCUCCUUCCGCGAGGGUUAUGAGGAACCUUACCCAGGCAGCUAGAGAGGUGAACUGCCCUCACCUCAGCCGUGAAUUCUGCACUCCUCGCAUCCGGGGCAACACCUGCUUCUGCUGUGACCUCUACAAUUGCGGCAACCGGGUGGAGAUCACUGGUGGGUACUAUGAGUACAUCGAUGUCAGCAGCUGCCAGGACAUCAUUCACCUCUACCACCUGCUCUGGUCUGCCACCAUCCUCAACAUCAUCGGCCUGUUCCUAGGCAUCAUCACUGCCGCUGUCCUUGGAGGCUUUAAGGAUAUGAACCCAACUCUCCCCGCACUGAACUGUUCUGUUGAGAAUGCCCAUUCGACUGUUUCUUACUAUGCUCGUCCUCAAGUGGCAUCCUACAAUACCUACUACCAUGGCCAUCCUCAUCUGCCACCAUAUUCUGCUUAUGACUUUCAGCAUUCUGGUGUCUUUCCAUCCUCCCCUCCCUCUGGACUUUCUGAGGAGCCCCAAUCUGCCUCUGCUUCACCCAGCUACAUGUGGUCCUCCAGCACACCACCCCGUUACUCUCCACCUUAUUACCCACCCUUUGAAAAGCCACCACCUUACAGCCCCUAAAGCGGAAUGCUUGCCAACUACUGGGAUUAUUGUGGCUUUCGUAUCUGCUUUAGUGAAGUGUAUAGGGUACACAAUUUAAAGUGUCAUUCUUAUGUAUAGUUUCAAGUUUUACAACAGCCUGACAGACAGGCUAGGGAAAGAUAGGAAAGCAGCUUAUUCGUUAUCAGUGCGGAGCAGGAGUGGCUAGGCUGAACCCAGGACUUCCAAGAAGGGAAGCACACACAAUCUAAGGCUGGGGAGCCAGCUCAGCAAGAAUCCUGUCAUGUUUGGACGUGCAUUACCCCAUGGCUCUGCUUCUGUAUUCAGCAGAAGCGUGGUUUUCAUGUUUCAUUUUGUGUAAAUAAGAAUAUUGUCCUCAGGCCCUUGGCAGAUUGCCACUCUAGUACCAUGGUUGAAGUACCUGGCUUUUAAGCCCUAUCUUUCCCUACCAUUAAGGUCAGUUCUUAAGAAAAGUUUCCCAGAUGAUGGGGCUACACAGUAGUUCCAAUACAGACAGUCAUGGCUAAGAUUUUGUUUGCUUCUGUCAGGACAUUGAAAAAAGCUGCCUAUAUCUCUUACUCCUUUCUUCUCUAUAUUGUAAAAAUGGCUGUCGUGAACAUUCAGCUCAGCUUUUGUUAAUGGUACCUCCCAAAGGGAAAAGUGCAAUAUCCCCUAAAGUAGUGGGGAACAGGAUUGUUCUAAAAGCACUGAAAUACACAGAGCAACAUGAGAUGUUUUAAAUAGAUGUUACACAUGUGAUAACUUAGAAGACAGUGGUUCUACUACAUGUUGCAGUAUUACAAAAUACAUUUGCUACAGGAGAUAUAAAUCUUAUGGUUAAAAUUCAGAGUUAAAAAUGAUAGAUUAGAUUCUUGGGUCAUGAAAUGAAUUGUUAUUAAUCUUUGUGACUAAUCCUUAAAUAUUGUGCUUCAACUCUAGCAAACCGCACGUAUCCUGCACCCUAUCCCAAAAGAAUCAUCUGUAUUUUAAUGCUACUGUUCUUAUUGGUCCCUUUUUCUGUUGAGACCAGUCAUGACAGCUUUCAAGAUUAUGAAGUGUUACAAUGCCGCUUUAAGUCUGCAAAACCUCAAAUGUAGCCAACUCGACAAAUUCUUAAGUGUUACUGUAGAUUUAAAAUGCAUCUGGCACAUUGUGGUAGGUAUCUGUACAAUUCUUUUAAUUAUACAUAGCUUUAAACCAUCAAACUGACGGAUUUAAUACUUUGGCACCCAUGCCUUCACUUCAAAAUGAACACUUUCGUUGUGAUCUUAUGUUAACCUGAGAAAUGACUGAUUUAAAGGAAGAUGAAUAAUCCUACACUUGUAUAUGUAAAAAUACAGGAGGGUACCUAAAGACAGUCAUGCAAACACAGAACACAUACUGGAAAAAUUUCCAGCCAAUUUUGCUACCUCCCAACUUGAUGGAUUAGAAGCAGCAGGCAAAUGCUGGUGCUCCCAUCUACCUUGUAGACACCCAGCCAUCAAGAAUUAUCAAGGCACAAGUGCACUCAUGGUUCACAGUAAAUGUUUGCAAAACAUUCAGUUUAGCUUUCAGCAUCAUGAAUGAUGCCUCAUCCAGAUUUCAGAUCUGAAAAACUAUAAUCCUUUUGUUUUAUAAAAUUACUGUUAUUUUCUACAGUUCUGAGCGGAUCAAAAUUCUAUUGGAUUUCAAAAAGGGACUAAUAACCAAUUGACUUACAAUACAAAUAUCAACUUGUAAUACUCAGUGAUUUUUUUUUUUUUGCUGUUUACACUUGACCUUUUGCUUUAGUGAAUGUGUAUGAGUAUUUUUUAAAAGGCACCAUUACAGUAUAUCCUACAUUUAUUACAUUUCUUAGUAUUAAGGUUCUGACUCGUUUUUAUGUUUUUCUUACUUUACAAAAUAACUUGAAACAGUAUAGAUUUUGUAACUUAAUUUGAGCUUUUUUAUUACAUUGAAUUAUAUAAAGUGCAUGUUACCUUAGAAAAAAUAUUAUUUGCUGCUUUACUCUUUUGCAAAACAUAUGCUGCAAUGAAGGAAUUUGUAUUUCCAAUAUGUACCUUGACUGCAUUUUGUAAUAUUUACUGCUUUGUUCUUAUUUCUGCUCUAAAGUAUUGAACUGGGCAUGAAACAUUAAAAUAUUAACCCAGGACCUGUAUAAUCUGGAUGUUGCUUUAAAUCUGUAUCACUGCCAUGUUGGAAACCCAGACUGCUUUUGUGAUGUUUCAAAUUAAUAAAACUAUCCUACUCAUUAUCCACUUACAUGCAUCUUCAUGGAAUCUACAAAAGUGUCACAAACUCUCUAAAGCGAAUGACAGCAGCUGACUCACUUUUGACUACUAUGGUUCAAGAUACAUUGGGCAUGUGAAUAGCCAACAUAUAAAACCUAAAGGGAAAUUUUGUCAUGCUGCCAUCAGAAAUAUAGCUCCAAUCUCCUGCUACAAAAAUUGAAAAACAAAAGAACGUUAAGUCUAUACAAUUUCUGAAAGACAAUCUUGUAAAAGAUGCACUCAAAAAUCAGAAUUAAAAAGUUUAUUUUUGCCGUAAGAAGCUCUACGAACUAGUAUCAGGUAACAGAUAAUGAUAAGUAGAACUUAAAGUCAUGAUAGGGAAGAUUGUACAAGUAUGAAUAUUACAGUAUUGGGUGGAAAUGAACAAGGUUUCAUAUGAUUGACAGAGGUGAGGAAGUCAAUACUGUCGAAUUAGCAAUUAUUUCUUUAGAAUAUGCAAGCCUUGACCAUACAAAAUACCUUGAUCAUUUUUACCAUGUUUUAUAUUUUUGGUACAAUGGGGAAAAUGCAGCAUCAAUUCCUCAUAGUAAUUGUAUGUGAGGGAUCAUUACUACCAAAAUGAUAAUGAUCAUUUAAAAUAUAUUUUAAAGUGAAUCUUCCAAGAUUGCUAUGGCAUUUUAAAAUAUUUGCUUAGUUUGAACAUUUUCAUUGUCAUCUCUUUUAACAAACUGCUAUUUCAAACAGUUCCUAUCCAGAAUAUUUACAGGUAAUUUAUCACAGGGGCAAAUCUAAAGCCAACCUGACAGAAAAAAAAA